Phyllostomus discolor (pale spear-nosed bat) is the source of this 5128-nucleotide messenger RNA. It is a transcript of the gene TMEM8B, whose product is annotated as transmembrane protein 8B. Bases 193 to 3000 code for a protein of 935 amino acids. The transcript is spliced from 13 exons. Gene Ontology annotation, cellular component: plasma membrane. The record is from RefSeq and is a predicted model, not a curated record. Lineage: Eukaryota; Metazoa; Chordata; Mammalia; Chiroptera; Phyllostomidae.
UUCAGCGCAGCCCGGAGUCGCCCAGGCCUGAACUCCUAUCCAGGUCCCUGGCUCGGCCUCAGCCAGCCCGACCCCGGCCCCGGGCCCGCCAGGACACCGGAGGCCACCCCCCCAGGGGUGGGGAGCGGAGCCGCGGGUCAGCUCUGCGAGCGCCCCGCGCUGGCCUGUCCGGCCCCGCCCCCGCCCCGGGCCAUGGCCCAGCCCUUGUCCCGGCCCCAAGUCCUAUUAUCCCUAUCCGGGCUCUGGCCUCCGCCCCCUCCCUCGCCCUGCUUCCCAAAUCAGUCCCAGUCCCGGCCUGAGUACCAGCGAAUGCCCAGGUCCAGGUUCCAACCCAUGCCCCCCGUCCAGCCCCAGUCCCAGACCCUGACCUGGCCUCCACCCCCGCCUCUGCCCUGGUUACACCCCCUGUCACAAAUCCCAGCCCAGCUCCUGUCCCAAUCCCCACCCCAGUGUUUGCUUAAACCCAGGGCCCAAACCCUGCCCUUGCUCCAGUCCCCAUCACAGCCUCUCCUUGCACCCCAUCCCCUGUCCUUGUUGAAGCCCUUGUGCCCAGCUCAGCCCGACCCAUUAUCUCAGCCUUUGCCCUCAUCUCUGUGUUUACCCAAGUCUCUCCCACUACCCACCCCUCUCUCUCACACCCUGCCCCUCUCCCAGCCUCGACUCAGGUCUGGGCUCCGGCUGCCGCCAGCCCUGUUGCUGCUGUUGCUGUUUUCUGUCCUUGGCCCAGGGGCUGGAGGCCUCUUCCUGACCGAUUACUCCACCUGCUCACCCCGCAAGCUGAGUCCUUUCCGCUCCUUUGCCAGCACCGAACUCUUCCACUUCCACGUUCCUGAGGACACGUUCCUGGCUGUUUGGAACCUCAUCAUCUUCAAGGAGCAGGGCGGGUCCUUUGGGGACCACUGCCCAGACCAGAGUGUGACUGUGUAUUUCCGGUCCGGGGCACCCCCUGUCAUCAAUCCCCUGCACACACACUUCCCAGGGGACACGGCUGUGCCUGGGGUGUUCUCACUGACCCUCAGCUGGACACUGCCCAACCGCACCUCAGGCAUCUUUAACGUCAGCAGCCCCUUACCUGGGGACUGGUUCUUGGCCGCCCACCUUCCCCAGGCCCAUGGCCACAUCUCCGUCAAGGGUCUCCAGGAUGAGUGUCAGUACCUCCUUCAGCCGCAGCUGAUCGUCCGGCGUUUGCUGGACGUUGCUGUGCUGGUGCCUGGCCGUCCCUCGGAGCAAACCCUGUCCCCCCACAAUCGCUCAGCCCUGUACAAGGUCUUUGUGCCCAGCUUCACUUACAGGGUUUCAGCACAGCUGGUGUGUGUGGGGGGCCGCGGGGCAUCCGCCUGCCCCCUGACACUGCGCCUACGUCCCAAGGCCCCACCCCUGCACAACUCAAGCUCUGUGGCCUGUGGAGGUGCCUCUGUGUGCCAGCUGGAGCUAGCACUGCCCCCUUGGGGGCGAUGGGUCUACGUGCGUGUGGAGAUGCCAUCCCGGGGCUCUGGAAGGACCGUCCGCUUCCAGCUGUGUGUGCGGUUGCAAGAGUGUCCGAAGCCCAGCCUGUCCCGUGCCCUGGUCCCGGGAGCCGCCAUGAACAUGCCCCAAUCACUGGGCAACCAACCCCUGCCCCUAGAGCCACCAUCGCUCGGGGCCCCCGUGGAGGCGCCUGGGGCUCCAUCUCCACCUGAGCACUGCUGGCCGGUACGCCCCACUCUGCGCAACGAGCUGGACACCUUCUCCGUCCACUUCUACAUCUUCUUCGGCCCCAGCGUGGCCCUCCCACCCGAGCGCCCCGCCGUGUUUGGCCUGAGGCUGCUGCCAGUGCUGGACAGCGGAGGGGUCCUUAGCCUGGAGCUUCACCUCAAUGCGAGCUCCCUGCACCAGGAAAAUGUGACCGUGUUCGGAUGUUUGACUCACGAGGUGCCCCUGAGUCUGGGGGAUGCAGCAGUGACCUGCUCCAAAGAGUCCCUGGCUGGCUUCCUCCUCUCAGUCAGUGCCACCUCCAGGGUGGCCAGGCUACGAAUCCCGUUCCCACAGACUGGGACCUGGUUCCUGACCCUACGCUCCCUGUGCGGGGCGGGGCCUCGGUUUGUGCGGUGCCGGAACGCCACUGCAGAGGUGCGGCUGCGCACCUUCCUGUCCCCGUGUGUGGACGACUGUGGGCCCUAUGGCCAGUGCAAGCUGCUGCGCACGCACAACUACCUGUACGCAGCCUGCGAGUGCAAGGCCGGGUGGCGGGGCUGGGGCUGCACUGACAGCGCGGAUGCGCUCACCUACGGAUUCCAGCUGCUGUCCACUCUGCUGCUCUGCCUGAGCAACCUCAUGUUUUUGCCACCCGUGGUCCUGGCCAUUCGGAGCCGAUACGUCCUGGAAGCUGCUGUCUACACAUUCACCAUGUUCUUUUCCACGUUCUAUCACGCCUGUGACCAGCCAGGCAUUGUGGUUUUCUGCAUCAUGGACUACGAUGUGCUACAGUUCUGUGACUUCCUGGGCUCCUUAAUGUCCGUGUGGGUCACUGUCAUUGCCAUGGCUCGUUUACAGCCUGUGGUCAAGCAGGUGCUGUAUUUGCUGGGGGCUAUGCUGCUGUCCAUGGCUCUGCAGCUCGACCGGCAUGGACUCUGGAACCUGCUUGGACCCAGUCUCUUUGCCCUGGGAAUCUUGGCCACAGCCUGGACAGUACGCAGUGUCCGCCGCCGGCACUGCUACCCACCCACGUGGCGCCGCUGGCUCUUCUACCUGUGCCCGGGCAGCCUUAUUGCAGGCAGCGCCAUCCUUCUCUAUGCUUUCGUGGAGACCCGGGACAACUACUUCUACAUUCACAGCAUUUGGCACAUGCUCAUCGCCGGCAGUGUGGGGUUCCUGCUGCCACCUCGUGCCAAGACUGACCACCGGGUCCCCUCCGGAGCCCGGGCCCGGGGCUGCGGUUACCAGCUGUGCAUCAAUGAGCAGGAGGAGCUGGGCCUCGUGGGCCCAGGAGGGACGCCUGUCAGCAGUAUCUGUACCAGCUGAGAGUGGCUUUGGGCCUGGCCCUUGGGGAACGUGAACCCGUCCUAGGGGCAGAGAGCCCUUCCAGGGGUUUUUCCAGGCGGUGUGGAGCCUUCCCAGGGACUUGGAGUCUUUCUUGACAUGGAACACUUCCAGGGACCUGGCAUCCUUCCUGAAGGCCUGGCGUCACCUUGCUCCCGUGGGUUCCUUCAGGACUGCAGCCUGUGCAGGGCCGCAGAGCCUCCUCAGCACCGGGCAGUCCCUCCUAGGGGCGGGGAGCCCCUCCGGGGGACAUGGAGCCCUCCUGAGCACACGGAUUCCUUCCUGGGGAGACAAAGCCCUCCCAGGACGUGGGUGGCGUCAUUCCUGGGGAAGUGGAGUCCAUCUUGGGAAGAUUUGAGUUUCCAAAUCUUCCCAGCAGCUCAGCAACUCUGGCCUCAGGCCUCUUUCCCAGAGGCAGUGUCUGGGCUGAGCUGUGCUGGGAGGGGAAUUGCAGAACACGGGGCUGGAAUCUUGAGUGCGCGCAGGUGGAGUCUGGUGUGUCUCCAGUGAAGUAUUUGCUGGUUCCGUGCUGCUUUUUUUUUUGCUGCCAAGGGUGUGGAGGAGGGGAGGGAGAGAGGGACCUUGAGGAGGUCAGCAGGGUGAGGGGAGCCCAGCAGGAACGAGCUGUUGGAGCUGCUGUCUGCGGCUGUGGCCCCAUAGUGUCAGGCAAUAGCAGCUGGGAAUAGGGAGCCGAGAGAGAGAGUGUGGGAGAGAAAGAGAGACGUGCUGAGAUCAUUUAAAUCAGCGAGACAGACUUCCCUUAUGGUACCCACACCCAACAGGGAAGCAAGCUGAGGCUCCAGGAAAUUGGACCACCAGGUACAGAUCUCAGAAGCGCAAGAAAUAUCACAAGAAUGUAACUUCUAUUUUCAGCCCCAUGUUGCCUGACUGCCAAAAAUAUAAUCCUUUGUCAAUUUGGAAUUUCUUCUCUUUCCACACUAGUCAGAGCUAAGUUCUGAGGGUCUUAAAUAAUGCAAAGAUGUUGGGAGAGUGUUCUUCCUGGUCACUGCGGUCCAUGUGGCACCCACCUCCUGAGACUUCCAUCCUUCCGCCUGGCCCUCAGUCGGCAGCGCAGGCAGGCCGUGCCAGAGCGCCUGCCCGGUCCUGACUGUGUAACCCCUUUGAGUCCCGGGCCCUCUACCACUUCUGUGCCACGUGCAAGGACCUGUGACACCUUGGCUACCCAGACGUACCUUAGAGCCAUUUCUACUCUGGGGUCCUGCUCUGGAUUUUAUUGGACCAACAAGACAUGAGUUGCUCCCACUUUGAGAUCCUGCAAACCUGCUCAGGGGCUUGGCUGAGGGAGUGGGGCUCAGGGCCCCUCUCGUUUUGGACCCUCUGUGCCAAUGCUCUCACCGUGGCCCCUCUCCAUUUCUUUUCCUCCUCCCUGGUUUAGAGAAUAUUUUGUUAAUCUGGAGGUGGGGAAGCCUUACUUUUACUUAAGUUUCCUCCCAAAUCUUUUGUCUAUGCCUUAAUGUUCCCUUUCAGGCCUAGGCUUUUGAAGGUCAAAAGCCAAGAACACAUCCCUUUGUCCUGUGGUUUCUGCCAUCACAGCUCCUCCUUGGGGUACAGAGCAGAGACUGGUGUGGCCAACUGAAUGGUGAGAAGGAGUGAGAGGUGUGAGCUAAGUAUCUGUUCCUGUAUCAGGAAUGUUGUUCUAUCACAUUAAGAUGUGUAGAGUCAGGUCACCAGGACCCGUGAACCCAAAUAGCUGGGAUUCAGGACAGAGUCAACAGAAUACAGAUGGCACUGAAGAGGGAGGGAGAGCUGGGACAGACAUGCCCCGCUCCCCCCCAGCUAGGAGGGGUCAGGAAGGGCUUUCUGGAAGCGGAGUGUGUGGAUGAGGAUUGAAUGAGUUUUCAUACGCCAAGAUGUUGGGAAAGUGUUCACUCUGGUCCCCGGUGUCUAUAUUGUAUCCUUCCCCUGAGAUUUUCAUAUUUCCACCUGGUCCCCAGCCGGGAAGGCACUAGGACACAGUACAGUGCCCAGCCUGGUACGUGAUGUGUCCAGUAUGUUAGCUAAAGGUCAAGCAGUGUUUGGGGCUGGUGUGUCUCUCCACACCGUGCCCCUCUCCUCUCUUGGAGAGUGAAUAAAAACUUUACUAUCUACA